Messenger RNA from Diuraphis noxia (Russian wheat aphid), 1458 nucleotides. RefSeq names its product VIP36-like protein. Lineage: Eukaryota; Metazoa; Arthropoda; Insecta; Hemiptera; Aphididae. The record is from RefSeq and is a predicted model, not a curated record. Gene Ontology annotation, biological process: endoplasmic reticulum to Golgi vesicle-mediated transport. Gene Ontology annotation, cellular component: COPII-coated ER to Golgi transport vesicle; endoplasmic reticulum-Golgi intermediate compartment; endoplasmic reticulum membrane. Gene Ontology annotation, molecular function: D-mannose binding.
AGAUUAGUGAUCACUAAUCACCAGCUUGUUUGCUAUUGAGUAUUGACAAUAAUUUUCACGAAUCUAUGCCUACCUAUAUUGUUAUUGUAUAAUGUAAUGUUUAUUUUCGAUUUCGACUUCGUAUGCUUCAUAGUUCAUACCUUCUAUAUAGCUGUAGAUAUUAGUUGUAAUUUGUAGUCACUUGAGUAUUAAAAAUUGUUGACUUUUUAUCAAAGACUUAUAAUUGGUUGAUGAAUAAUUUUUAUUUUUCAAACCACGACCUUAGAUUAUAAAUUUAUAUCUCGACUAAUUAAUACCUGAAAAAGUCAAUUGAUUUUUGUAUUUUAAGUUAAAAGCAUUCCAUUUCCAGUUAUUACACCUAUAAUUAUGACGAACUUCAACUCUCACAAUAGAAUUAAUUCAAAAAAAGUCUGUACAAAAUUAUAUCUAUUUGUAGUUGUUUCUUCUUUUCUCAGUAGAGAAGUUUACUCUGAAUGGAACACUAGAGAUUAUAUGAAACGUGAACAUUCACUGUUGAAACCAUACCAAGGGUCUGGCAUAACAGUACCAAACUGGGACUUUAUGGGUUCUACUAUAGUGACAGAUAAAUAUGUGCGAUUAACACCAGACUUACAAAGCAAGUCUGGUUCAAUAUGGAACUCUAUACCUUGUUAUAUUAAUAAUUGGGAAUUACAAGUACAAUUCAAAAUCCAUGGAAAAGGAAAGGACAGUCUUCACGGCGAUGGCAUGGCUAUUUGGUACACCCGAGAAAGAAUGAAACAUGGACCAGUUUUUGGCAAUAAAGAUUUAUUUGAAGGGCUCGCUGUUAUUGUCGACACAUAUAGUAAUCAUAAUGGAGAACAUAAUCACCAGCAUCCUUAUAUUUCAUCCAUGAUUAACAAUGGAUCUUUGCAUUAUGAUCAUGAUCGCGAUGGCACCCAUACAGAAUUGGCAGGAUGCGAAGUUAAAGUCAGGAAUUUACCAACUGAAACUCAUGUUUUAAUAAGAUAUACUGGAAAUACUCUAACUGUAAUGACAGACUUAGAAGAUAAAGCUGUAUGGAAACCUUGUUUUUCUGUUGAUGGCGUUGAACUUCCGACUGGUUACUAUUUUGGAUUUUCUGCAGCAACAGGAGACCUGUCAGAUAAUCAUGAAAUUUUAGCUGUUCGUCUAUAUGAAGUAGAUUCUGAUGACCCUAAUGAAGCUCUUAAGGAUCGUUCCAAUAUAAUUCCAAGUGCUAAAAUAUCUAGUCCACCAAGAGAACAUGUUGAAGAUACAAAGAGUCCAAGUUGGAGUGGUUUAAAAAUAUUUUUUAUUGUCUUAUUCGUUAUUAUUUUAAUUGCUGCUUUAAUUGUUGGCGGUGUUUGGUAUUGGGAGUAUCAACAAACUCAAUCACAUAAAACUUUUUACUAAAAAAACUAAUUAAAUUGUAAAUUUAAACAAAAGAAAAUUAUUUAUUUAAAUUUUAACAAUGCCAUA